This is a messenger RNA of Cylas formicarius (sweet potato weevil), 2511 nucleotides long. RefSeq lists its product as uncharacterized. The coding region runs from base 585 to 1817 and encodes 410 amino acids. The transcript has 2 exons. Lineage: Eukaryota; Metazoa; Arthropoda; Insecta; Coleoptera; Brentidae. The record is from RefSeq and is a predicted model, not a curated record.
AAAACGCGAAAAACAUUCAAAUUUGUUGUUAAUACAAAAUAAAUAUUAUCCAAAAGUUAAUGAUUUUGAUCCUGAUCCGCAAGAUAAUGAUUAUGAAGAAAUAAAAUAUCACUAUUGUUACAUUAAAAAUUUGUCUCGAUUAGUUUCCUCACAGCUCAGUAAAUAUAAUCACAAGAAAUACAUUUGCGAUAGGUGUUUGAAUUAUUUCAAUAACGAAACUCGUCUACAUGACCACGAAACAAUAUGUUCCAGUUUCAAUGAGUAUAAAGUGUCUUUUCCCAAAUAUGAUUACGUUGAAUUUCGAAACCAUAUAUAUAAACAAAGGACUCCGUUUGUAAUUUACGCCGAUUUUGAGAGUCAAUUGAGAAAAGUAAAUUUGAAAAUUUCAGAUAAAACCUCGAAAUACCAAAAGCACGAAGCUUACAGUGCUGCAUAUUACUUUAAAUGUUCUUAUGAUGAUUCAAUAUCAUUUUUCAAAAGUUAUCGUGGUCUAGAUUGUAUUGAUUGGUUCGUGGAGGAAAUAUCUAAUUUAUCAAAAUUUGUUCGUUCAAAAUUACGAUUCAUCCAGGGAUGAUUCCUAUAUCAUGUACUUUGACGUCAAUAACCUCUAUGGCAAGGCCAUGUGCGAGCCUCUUCCUUACGGAGGAUUCGACUGGAUGUCUCAUCAAGAGAUUGAUUCAUUUAAUGUCAUGAACAUUCCAGAUGAAUCUUCCCUAGGAUAUAUCCUAGAGGUAGACCUGGAAUACCCGCAGAAAUUACAUGACACACAUAGAGAUUUUCCAUUUUGUGCCGAACAUCGAGUGCCCCCCAAUUCAAAGUUACCAAAACUAAUGACUACUUUGUAUAAUAAAGAAAAAUACGUCAUACACUAUCGCAAUUUAAAACAGGCUCUCAAAAACGGUCUCGUACUAAAGAAAAUUCACAAAAUAUUAAAAUUUAACCAAUCUCGUUGGUUGAAAUGUUAUAUCGAUCAUAAUAAUAAAUUAAGAACCCAAGCAAAAACAAAAUUUGGUAUAAAUUUAUACAAAUUGUUUAAUAAUGCCGCUUACGGUAAAACAAUGGAAAACAUUCGCAAGCAUCGUAUUGUUAAAUUUGUUAAAGCGUGGGAUGGUCGCUACGGUGCGAAAAAUUUAAUUUCUAGUCCUAGAUUUCACAGUAGAACCAUACUUGAUAACAAUUUGUUGCUUAUAGAAUUAAAAAAAACGGAACUUUGCUUUAAUAAGCCACUUUAUAUUGGAAUGUCCAUAUUGGAUUUGUCGAAAACGACCAUGUACGAGUUUCAUUAUAAUUACAUGCUUCCAAAUUUGGGUCCCGAAAAAUGUAAAAUUCAAUACAUGGAUACGGACAGUUUCAUUUAUAAUAUCAAAUGUUAUGACGCAUAUGAAAGCGUUAUUAAGGCCGAUUUAACAAAAUUUGACACGUCUGAUUAUCCUAAUGACAAUCCCUAUAAUAUACCGCAAAUCAACAAAAAGGUUUUGGGGUUGAUGAAGGAUGAGACUAAUGGCACCAUCAUUAGUCAUUAUGCUGGGUUAAGGUCGAAAAUGUAUACUUUCAAAAUUUUAACGGGUUCGGUAGUUAAAAAGUCAAAGGGUAUUCAGUACAAUAUUGUAAAAAAUAAAAUUUCAUUUGAUGACUACGUAGAAUGCUUAACAAAUUUUAGGGAAAAGUACGCCACUCAACGAACCAUUCGUUCAUACACUCACAAUGUAUUUAGCAUCGAACAAACAAAAGUUGCCUUGAGUCCUUUAGACGAUAAACGUUAUCUUUUGCCGAAUUCAUAUGAAACGCUUCCGUGGGGACAUUAUAAAGUGCCCUAAUUAUUUUUUAAUAUAUUUUUGUUACAGAUUAUGGUCAAACAACUUACAUUAGAAAGCCUUUGUAUUAUAACAAUUUGCGAAAAUAUUAGGUGUAGUGCUGAUUUUUUGCUUGAGUCACCUUUGCCUUGGAAACUAACGAUACUAAUAUUUAAAUAUUAUUCGAAAUAUAGAUGGAGGUACCUUAAACAAUUAGCGCUCCAGUCUGAUGGCAAUUCUUUAUUAAAUUUAGAAUUCAUUCUGUUGAAUAAGAGAUUUGGAUCGUCUUACAGAAAUAGCAUUUUGGCAACUCCAACCAUUGAUUUUGACGGAGAAUCCGCUUACUGUUUAUGGGUCAGUUAUUACAGGAUAAAAUAUUCGGAAAUUUUAGUUUACUUUUAUUGGAUCACUAUCAUUUACAGCUGGAUAUAAAUAAUUUGAAUGAUGUAUAUCACGAUAAACAAUUUUGGUGUCAAAGCUGCUUUGAAGAAGUUUUGUUCACUGUAGAAACUGAAGAUGAAUGUAAUCUAAUGCUUCACAAUGAGAGGAAAUAUGGAAAAAAGUUACGCUUUUCUGAUAGUCCAUUGAACUAUUAAUACUGUGGUUUUAUUAUAAAAUAUGUAACUGUAGAUAAGGCUUUUAUGUAUUGAUUGUAUUCCAUUGUAUUGCAACAAGAAUAAACAUGUAUAUAUUUAGACGCUAUUUUCUUUUUUACCAC